Pocillopora verrucosa is the source of this 1408-nucleotide messenger RNA. Its product is annotated as transcription factor 15-like. Gene Ontology annotation, molecular function: DNA-binding transcription factor activity, RNA polymerase II-specific; RNA polymerase II transcription regulatory region sequence-specific DNA binding; protein dimerization activity. The record is from RefSeq and is a predicted model, not a curated record. Lineage: Eukaryota; Metazoa; Cnidaria; Anthozoa; Scleractinia; Pocilloporidae. Gene Ontology annotation, biological process: developmental process; regulation of transcription by RNA polymerase II.
GUUGCAUUUGAAGAGUUCGUCUGUGAACAAGGUAGGCGAUACUUUGUAUCUAUUGACUUUCUGACCAUCUUCCGAGCCGCAGUGGUUGCAAUCUCAGUAUCUAAGUCCUCUUAAGCUUCAAUCGCGGAUUUGUGAUUUGCGACGUGAAUGGAAAGCGUUGCGUGUAUCAGAAAGGGAACACGCAAGAGGAAACAGAAAGCAAAACUCAGCGACUUGGACGCGUUGGACUCAGAUGAAUAUGACUCCUCGCCCAAGCGUGAGUCCGAUGAUGAGAACACCUCAACUUCAAAGAUCAACAAACGAAAAAGGAGAAGACCUCGUCUGACGGGCCUUAGUAAACAACGACAAGCUGCAAACGCUCGCGAACGAAGUAGAACCCACAGUGUCAAUUCUGCAUUCAAUGCAUUACGAGUUCUUAUACCUACUGAACCUUCUGACAGAAAACUUUCAAAAAUAGAAACAUUGCGCUUGGCUUCAAGCUACAUUGCGCAUCUUGGAUCAAUGUUGGUGAGUGGAACUCAGUGUCCGAAUGUAGCAAAGGCAGCUGAACACAAUGGAGCCAUUUCACCAUCUUCAGCAUCAAGAGUGUGUACAUUUUGUUUGAGCCUACUUAAGGCGGUUUCUAAAGAUGAAGGAACAAACAACAGAUUACACGUGCAAGGAAAAUGAUCAUACAUUUCAAUAAUAAUCUGCUGUGCAACGCAAUAAUAUGGAAUCUAAACCUUACGUGAGGAGACAGAGCAGUAGUAAUGGAUAGCGGACUUCGCAUUAGGGGUUCAUUUUCUUCUAUAAAUCGCUCAUUCGUUAUCAUAACUCACAGAUGAAUAGCAAUUAUCCUGUCGCUAAAUAUUCAAAACAUGCGUGCAACAAGACAUUGAGGAAUUGCAUCUGUGCAUGGCUUCACGAAAAAAUAUCUGACUUACUGCAGGCUCAAUUAUUGAGGGAGUCGUUGACAGGCUGAGUGAAACAUAUUCUGCUAAGAUCGCAAGACCUAUGAGUUGAAAUCACGGUUGAUUUAUCUCUAAAAACGGAUUUGUGUGGGUGUGUGUGAAAACUUAAAGGCGAUAGUAAAAGAGGACAAAAAAUAAUUCAGUUCUUAUUGUUGAGUGCAGUUCACAUUUACCAACUGUCUCAGAUCUGUCUGCCUGGAUUAGGUUUUCGUUGUCUAGAUCUAUCAUAAAUCCAUGGAUCAGUCUUCAGGACGAAAUUAUUUGAAGUCAGUUAAUUUUCUUUUCUUUCUUCCGCGUUGCAGCCACUUUUUGUUAGAGACCUUAGAACCAUAUCGUUUGAUUUGGUCUGAGAGCACUUCAAGCCGUAUGCUUGUAAUUACAUGUAGAUAUGGCUUGAGUUACGUUGUACAACUUUACCGUUCGUGUCAAAGGAUUUAUGAAUAAAAAUGUAUCUGCUG